AUGACGCGUCCUCAGCCCCUCAGACAACUCUUACGCUGGGCUCUGGGUCACCGCGGCGACGAGCUACAAACCGCUCAGAAACGGGUGAUGGUGGCCGGCCUGGGCAACUACACGCUCCCUGGCACCCGGCACAGCGUGGGCAUGGCAGUGCUGAACCACCUGGCCUCCAAGCUGGACAUGGGUGACCAGUGGAAGAGAGACAAGCAAUGCUGCGCGGACGUAGUGGUGGCCCGCCUAGGAGAUGCUGAGCUUCUGCUGAUGAAACCUCGCAAGUUCAUGAACCUCAAUGGGACCUCCGUGGUCACAGCUGCGGAAAAAUUCAGCCUUAGUAUUGAAGAUAUUUAUCUGGUCCACGAUGAUCUGGAUAAGCCUCUGGGGAAGAUCUCCCUAAAACUGGGAGGCAGUGCCAGAGGUCACAACGGAGUCCGUUCCUGCAUCAGCUGCCUGCACUCCGACCGUAUGGCGCGGCUGAGGAUCGGCAUCGGCCGUCCGACGGGAAAGGCAGCCGUAGAAGACUACGUCCUAAGCCAGUUUACCAACGCGGAGCAAGAGGUCUUGCCAUCCCUAUUUGAGCGGGCAACCACGAUCCUGCUCCAGCAUCUUCAACAGAAUUGUGGCCAAAGGGAGUCCCCGGAUCCCUGCGAUGGACUCGCGAGCCCCCCGCACAAAACAGAUGGCAGGGGGCCAUCUCGAACCGACCUAUAAGAACGGCCAGGGAACGUAGAUUGUGUGUG
Messenger RNA from Protobothrops mucrosquamatus (brown spotted pit viper), 734 nucleotides. It is a transcript of the gene PTRH1, whose product is annotated as peptidyl-tRNA hydrolase 1 homolog. The record is from RefSeq and is a predicted model, not a curated record. NCBI's taxonomy places the organism in Eukaryota, Metazoa, Chordata, Lepidosauria, Squamata, Viperidae. Gene Ontology annotation, molecular function: peptidyl-tRNA hydrolase activity. The coding region runs from base 1 to 705 and encodes 234 amino acids. The transcript is spliced from 5 exons.